UAAAAAUAUUUUGUAAUUUUCUACCACUUAAUCGAAACAAAAAAAAAUUAAUGUAUUUAUUCAGUUCAUAGAAUUAUCAAUAUUUUAGUCAAAAAUAUAGUGUUUUGGUCUAAUUUUAGGGCCAUUCAGUUAAUUUUAAAUAGUAUAAUGUUUUGUAACAUUAAUAAGGUCCCUGACACCAAAUCUUGGUUGAAGUAUCUCGUGUCGUUAACAUAAAGUGAUUUAUUUAUUACGUAGCAUAUGUUUGCAGUCAUGGAAGUUAAUCCUUUGAAUAUAUUUUUUGUGAAGUCAGACAGCAAAGGAGACAGGUUGUUGUUCAGAUAUCCUUACACAACAGAAAAUAAGGAUGAAAGUACACAAAAACAAUGUGGUCGUCAUAAUCCUUACGCGAUCAAUUCCACAGAAGAUCUUUUACAGAAUCCUCAAUCGCAAACAUCAAAUAUUUGUAAAGGUCAGCUAAGCGGAUUCACAGAUGAGAUGCUCUCAACACUGUUUGCUGUUAAACCCGAGUUGUGUAACAGGAAAUUUGAGCUCAAAGUGAAUGAUGUUCGGUUUGUAGGACACCCUACACUGUUACCAUACCGGACUAACAAAGAUGACACCGCUGCAAUGAUACUUAUUAAUAUUGUGUUUGCUCUGCAGGCCUCUGCAAGUCAUUCUAUAGUUAAGUGUUACUAUGAUUUGAGCAAAAGACUGGGUAAAGCACUAAGGCAUGAGGAAAAACGGUGUUCAUAUCUGACUGAAGAAAUGAAAAUAAUGUUAACCGCCCACGAUGAAGUUUCGGCGUUAGAUAGUGAAGUAAAUUCCGGGGAAAAUGACGACGAAGAGGAAAACUCUCGGCAUUCAGUUUCUUCAACGACAUACGGCAUUGAAAACGUAUCAGAUGGUACUCCAAAGUCAGCAUUUCACUUGAUACUACAGAGGAGCUCGCUAGCAAGAUCUAUGAAGUCUGUAUUCGAGGAACUUAGUAGUACUGGUAUAGUUCAAGUGCGGAUUAAUAAAUGGGUGCUAUUAUCAUUCUGCCUGCCUCACAAAGCGCACCAGAUACACAACAAGGGAUUGAUCAUUGAACCAGAGACAAUAGACAAGUGUUUACAGAAACUACGACCGUACCAUGGAAUACUUUUAAUGGUGGAUCCAAACGAGUUACUCGCUUCAAUACCUCUGGACAGCAGUCCAGCUUUGAUACGUCUCAUAAAGCUUUACAGUCCGCUCAAAAGCCUACAAACAUUGGCAAUCGAGGCAGACCUGACUCUCACUCAGGCGUUUCAGUUGACCGGUCACCUCGUGUACUGGGCGAAGGCGACUGUGAUCUACCCGCUGUGCGAGGGUAACGUGUACGUGGUAGCCCCCGGCGCAAACAUACAUAUAAACUCGCCAAUAGUCUACGAGUUCGCGAAGGAGUUUCCAGGACUCUGUUUGUUACAGAUGCUGGGCGAGUUCUCGCUGCCAGCACCGCUGUGGUACGUGCGGCGAGGAGCGGGCGGCGGGCGGCUGGCGCGCUGCGUGGGCUGGCUGCUGCGGCGCCGCCUGCUGCUGCAGCUGCACACCUAUGUGCAGCUCAACUCGCCCGCCUGGCACUGCCCGCGACACCCAGGUACCAGGCACCAGGUACCAGGCACCAGGUGACACAGUGGCGGCUGGCUGCUGCGGCGCCGCCUGCUGCUGCAGCUGCACACCUAUGUGCAGCUCAACUCGCCCGCCUGGCACUGCCCGCGACACCCAGACGGCAAUGAAUAUUACUGCGAGAAACACGACAUUUACAAUCAAUCCUGCAGCGUGUCAUUCUCAUCACUCAAUCAAAUGCAACUGAAUGUUCCCGAACCGGUGGAAGUUAGGGAUAACGUCAACAUAUUCCCAGAUUCCGACGAAGACUACCCUACUGAGAAUAACCUGAAUCAGACAGACUUUUCUCAUACGAAACCUAUAGUGAUUGAAUCAGAUCAUACGAAAUAUGAUAAUUUCAAUGAAGUUGAUUCAGCGAACCAUUCAUUCGAUGAAGGCAUAGAUGUAGUGGAUGGACCAACGAAAACGAAUUGUGUAAAUAACUAUGAUAAUAAAGAAAAGAAGAAAAAUCAAGCAAACUCAGUAGAUAGUGGUAUAUCAAGUAAUAUAAAUAGCACUAAUGGUGUGAACGGUAACACUGAACAUGUAAAUGGUAUAUCGGAGAAGUCUGAAGAAAAAUUGAAAGCAUUAAUAACAGAUUUGUCACUGAAAGAAAACGAUAUAUGUUUAAAUGCGAGUAUAGAUAAUGAGAAGUAUGAGAAUGGUCAAGAUAUUUCACCGCGACAGAAGAAAGGCAACGGAUUCGUGAAUGGCGAUAAGAAAAAUGGCAUAUCACUUAAUUUGAAACUGCAAAGUGAAAUGAGCUUCCAGCAGCCAACCGUGUGGACUAUGCCUGCGAACUGCGAGGCCGCCGAAUCGGAGCCGGAGAUGAUGAUGGCGGGCGCCGGGCCGGCGGUGGAGGCCGAGCCCGAGGCGGAGGCGCUGCUGCUCACGUUCUCGGCGGAGGAGCGCGCCGCGCUGGCCGCAGUGCCCGCCUCCAAGAACCCCGACGAUCUACUGCUCUUAGCUCAGCUGCAUAAAAAAGGUUACUUCCGCGGCGAACAGCAUCUGGAAGAGAUAAUGUUCAUGGAAAAUGUUAGUCGCUCCCAGCUGAUGCAGCUUCUCGACAAGUUCAAAGAUGUCCUCAUCACCUUCGAGACAGAAGACCCGGCUGUCGCUAUGUUGUACCCAUACUAAUCAGCAUUGUUAACCUCCAUUUAACAAUAAUUUCGCCUUUAGUUUAAUUAAUUUAAUAAAGACUAUUUAUAAUAA
This is a messenger RNA of Achroia grisella, 2817 nucleotides long. RefSeq names its product GATOR complex protein NPRL3 (gene Nprl3). Gene Ontology annotation, biological process: cellular response to amino acid starvation; positive regulation of autophagy; negative regulation of TORC1 signaling. The transcript has 12 exons. The record is from RefSeq and is a predicted model, not a curated record. Gene Ontology annotation, cellular component: GATOR1 complex. Lineage: Eukaryota; Metazoa; Arthropoda; Insecta; Lepidoptera; Pyralidae.